AUGAAAAUUACGCCUGCUGAGGAACCACACAGGACUUCGACUGACUUGAAUCCUGAUAACAAAUCCGUCAGAGGCUAUUUGCCUUCAGUUUUCUUCUCGACAUACAUUGGCAGCGUGGUGAUAUCAAUAAACCCCUACAGACCUCUACCCAUUUAUACUCCAGAGAAAGUGGAAGAAUACAGAAACCGAAACUUCUAUGAACUCAGUCCUCACAUUUUUGCUCUGUCAGAUGAAGCAUACAGAUCCUUAAGGGACCAGGACAAAGAUCAGUGUAUCCUUAUUACAGGAGAGAGUGGAGCUGGAAAAACAGAGGCAAGCAAACUUGUCAUGUCAUAUGUAGCUGCUGUGUGUGGAAAAGGAGCAGAGGUUAAUCAAGUAAAAGAACAACUUUUGCAGUCAAACCCAGUUCUUGAAGCUUUUGGAAAUGCCAAAACUGUGAGGAAUGACAACUCCUCUAGAUUUGGAAAAUAUAUGGAUAUUGAGUUUGAUUUCAAGGGUGACCCACUUGGAGGAGUUAUAAGUAACUAUCUGCUAGAGAAGUCUCGUGUGGUGAAGCAGCCAAGAGGAGAAAGAAACUUUCACAUUUUCUACCAGAUACUGUCGGGUGCCUCGGAAGACUUCCUCUGCAAACUCAAACUGGAGCGGGACUUCAGCAGGUACAACUACCUGGGCCUAGAUUCUGCCAAAGUGAACGGUGUGGAUGAUGCUGCAAACUUCAGAACAGUUAGGAAUGCAAUGCAGAUUGUUGGUUUUAUGGAUCAUGAAACACAGUCUGUUUUUGAAGUGGUGGCAGCCGUUCUGAAAUUGGGGAAUAUUGAAUUCAAGCCUGAAUCUCGUGUGAAUGGCUUAGAUGAAAGUAAAAUCAAAGAUAAAAAUGAACUCAAGGAAAUCUGUGAGUUGACAGGAAUAGACCAGUCCGUGUUGGAAAGAGCUUUCAGCUUCCGGACGGUUGAAGCCAAGCAAGAGAAAGUUUCAACAACACUAAAUGUGGCUCAGGCAUAUUAUGCCCGUGAUGCUCUGGCAAAGAACUUGUACAGUCGACUGUUUACUUGGCUUGUUACCAGAAUCAAUGAGAGCAUUAAGGCACAAACAAAAGUGAGAAAGAAGGUAAUGGGGGUGCUGGACAUCUAUGGCUUUGAAAUUUUUGAGAAUUCAGACAACAGCUUUGAGCAAUUCAUUAUCAACUACUGUAAUGAGAAGUUGCAGCAGAUCUUCAUUGAACUUACCCUCAAAGAAGAGCAGGAGGAAUACAUCCGAGAGGGGAUUGAAUGGACUCACAUCGAGUAUUUUAACAAUGCUAUAAUCUGUGACCUAAUAGAAAAUAACCAAACUGGAAUCCUGGCCAUGCUAGACGAAGAAUGCCUGAGACCAGGAACUGUUACCGAUGAAACCUUUUUAGAAAAACUGAACCAAGUCUGUGCCACUCACCAGCAUUUUGAGAGCAGGAUGAGCAAAUGCUCCCGGUUCCUCAACGACACCUCCUUGCCUCACAGCUGCUUCAGGAUUCAGCAUUACGCUGGCAAGGUUAUGUACCAGGUGGAAGGAUUUGUUGACAAAAACAAUGAUCUUCUGUACCGUGACCUCUCCCAGGCCAUGUGGAAGGCUAGCCACUCUCUUAUCAAAGCAUUGUUCCCAGAAGGUAACCCCACUAAGAUCAAUCUAAAGAGACCGCCAACGGCAGGUUCACAGUUCAAGGCUUCAGUUGCUACCCUGAUGAAAAAUCUUCAGACAAAAAAUCCAAACUACAUCAGGUGCAUCAAACCCAAUGACAAAAAGGCUGCACACAUUUUCAAUGACGCCCUGGUGUGCCACCAGAUCCGCUACCUCGGUCUUCUGGAGAACGUCCGGGUGAGAAGGGCUGGUUAUGCGUUCAGGCAGGCGUACGAACCUUGCCUGGAAAGGUACAAAAUGCUGUGUAAGCAGACAUGGCCCCACUGGAGAGGGCCAGCCAGGGCUGGAGUAGAGGUACUGUUUAAUCAACUGGAAAUCCCUGAAGAAGAAUUUUCAUUCGGUAGAUCAAAGAUAUUCAUCCGCAACCCAAGAACGCUCUUCAAACUAGAAGAUCUGAGAAAGCAGCGGUUGGAGGACUUGGCUACUCUAAUUGAGAAGAUUUAUAGAGGCUGGAAGUGCCGCACACGCUUCUUAUUAAUGAAGAAAAGCCAGAUUGUGAUUGCUUCCUGGUACAGGAGAUAUGCACAACAGAAAAAGUAUCAGAAGAUAAAGAGUUCGGCUAUCGUAGUACAGUCUUACAUCAGAGGAUGGAAGGCUCGGAAACUUCUUCGGGAACUUAAGCAUCAGAAACGCUGCAAUGAGGCUGCCACAGUAAUUGCUGCGUAUUGGCAUGGUACCCAGGCGCGAAGGGAACUGAGACGGCUGAAGGAGGAGGCUAGAAAUAAACAUGCUAUUGCUGUUAUUUGGGCUUACUGGCUUGGAUAUAAGGCUCGAAGGGAAUUGAAACGCUUGAAGGAGGAGGCUAGGCGUAAGCAUGCUGUUGCAGUCAUUUGGGCUUACUGGCUUGGACUGAAGGUCCGUAGAGAGUACAGGAAAUUCUUCAGAGCCAAUGCUGGAAGAAAAAUUUAUGAAUUUACCCUUCAGAGACUUAUGCAAAAAUACUUCCUGGAAAUGAAGAAUAAGAUGCCUUCAUUAUCACCGAUAGAUAAAAACUGGCCAGCGAGACCCUACCUUUUCCUGGAUUCCACUCACAAGGAGCUAAAGAGGAUUUUCCAUUUGUGGAGGUGUAAAAAGUACAGAGACCAGUUCACGGAUCAGCAGAAGCUUAUAUAUGAAGAAAAACUGGAAGCAAGUGAACUCUUCAAGGACAAGAAGGCUUUAUAUCCAGCCAGUGUUGGGCAGCCCUUCCAAGGGGCUUACUUGGAAAUCAGCAAGAACCCCAAGUACAAAAAACUUAAAGAUGCUGUGGACGAAAAGAUCAUUAUUGCAGAAGUUGUAAAUAAGAUCAAUAGAGCUAAUGGGAAGGCCACGUCCAGGAUUUUCUUAUUAACCAAAAAUAACGUUCUUCUUGCGGAUCAAAAAUCUGGGAAUAUCAAGUCAGAGGUUCCACUGGGAGACGUUACCAAAGUGUCCAUGAGCUCCCAAAACGAUGGCUUCUUUGCAGUGCACCUCAAAGAGGGUUCAGGAGCAGCUGGUAAAGGAGAUUUCAUGCUGAGCAGUGAUCACCUUAUUGAAAUGGCCACUAAACUUUACCGCACUACUCUCAGUCAAACCAAACAGAAGCUCAACAUUGAGAUCUGUGAUGAGUUUCUGGUCCAGUUCAGACAAGACAAAGUGUGUGUGAAGUUCAUACAAGGCAGCCAGAAAAACGGCAACAUCCCCACUUGCAAGCGAAAAAACAAUCGGCUUCUUGAAGUGGCUGUCCCUUGAGUGCAGCUGGUGGCUCUCCCUUUCACGGACUUGUCUCUUUGUAAUAGUGCAAUUUUAGUUGUUUGGUUUUGCUGGUUUUAUCCCUUUCUGGAGCUGUUGACAGCUGAUAGCUUUAGAAACCCUUGGCAAAACAUUUGCUCAAUUGACUUUUUAAUCUCAUUGUUCAUGCCAGCAUUUUAACCCUCAAAAUGCUGAUUUUUAUCCAGUCAGGCAUUUUGCCCAGCUGGCACAUACCUGUCACACACGAAUCAUUCUCUGUUUAGCGGUCGUAUUUUAGCAGCAUACCAUAAACCCAUAUAUUAGUGGUAAAUUACUCAUAUUCCCUAGUUUAGAGAUCCGCUUAACAGGAACUACACAUGGCCUUGAUGCUUGAUGGCCACUUGUGCCCGGUGUCUUUUUAUAGCAACCGGUCCCGGUGUUCUGGCGGGCUCCUUUCUUGCCUCCAC
Messenger RNA from Eurypyga helias (sunbittern), 3827 nucleotides. It is a transcript of the gene MYO1B, whose product is annotated as myosin IB. Gene Ontology annotation, molecular function: ATP binding; actin filament binding; microfilament motor activity. The transcript is spliced from 31 exons. Gene Ontology annotation, biological process: vesicle transport along actin filament; actin filament organization. The coding region runs from base 1 to 3381 and encodes 1126 amino acids. Gene Ontology annotation, cellular component: cytoplasm; myosin complex; actin cytoskeleton. Lineage: Eukaryota; Metazoa; Chordata; Aves; Eurypygiformes; Eurypygidae. The record is from RefSeq and is a predicted model, not a curated record.